Acanthoscelides obtectus is the source of this 783-nucleotide messenger RNA. Lineage: Eukaryota; Metazoa; Arthropoda; Insecta; Coleoptera; Chrysomelidae. The record is from the annotation of a GenBank genome assembly.
AUGGUAGGACCAUACUUAAGACAGUUCGAGCAGUUGAAAAACGUGCCCAAAAAUGUAUUGAAGAACAAGGUGGUGUUUUCGAGCAUCUUCUUUAAAAAAAAUUGUUAUUGUAUUUUGUAAGAUUAUAAGUUGAUGUUGAAAAUAAAGUUUGUCGAUACAAUUUAAUUGUUUCAGAUUGGAGGCCAUAACUUCAACAAUUUGUAACCUAGGAGAAAACUUAUUGUAAGCUUUUUUGUUUAAAAUUUAAUGCUUUAACAGAAAAAAAUAUAAUAUACAGGGGUUUCCAUUUAAAAAAAUGUUAUUUUACUGAAAAAAAUCAAAAUAACGACUCUCAAUUGUUUUUUUUUAUUUCUCAUUUUUACCAGCGUUAAAAAUGCUACUAGUUUGCUAAUUCAAACAACUUUGUAUUUUCACUAAUAACAAAGUUACUAAUGGUGGACACUUAAUUUGGAUAACCCUGUAUAUGCCUCUACCGGCUCUACCGCGUUGCGCCCUAUUUAAAAAUCGUUAACGACUUCCACUUCCGUCUGGCGUGAUCGCGACCCCUACUGCAGUGAAGCCCCCUUCAGUUGUCUUCAUUGCUGCCGCUUCAUUCGAAUCGACUCAACCGCGGUACUUGUGAUCUCACAUUCUAUUAAGCCGGUGUCUCCCGGAUUACAUCUUGGUAUUUUUGCUCAGGUAUUAUUUCAUCUUUAAACAUUCAAAAUGGUUGAAGCUUUCCUUGGCAAGAAGUACAAACUGGAUUCCAGUGAAAACUUUGAUGAGUUCAUGAAAGCCCUGGGU